AUGAGAGCGGCACGGGUCUCUUCUUCUCCUUCGCGGGAGGCCCCUGCUUGUUCUCGCGAGGAAACGGUUCUCUCAUCGCGUGUCCCCGUUUCUCGCUCCUCGCUCGUCUCGUCCUCUCUUCUCCGCAACAUCCUCCUGGGGCUGUCUCUCUCCAGUGCUGUCGCUCUGCUUCUCCUUCUUCGUCUCCCCCUCCCGGCAACUCGAGUCACGCCGUCUCCGUCUUCCUCUCUGCCCGCUUCUCUCUCUCUCGUCCAUCCGCUUCUCCCUUUCUUCUCCCUCAACAACUCCCCUUCUCUCCCCCGUCCACUUCCCUCUCCUUCCUCUCCUUCUUCUUCUGUCUUUGCCUCCUCGCUGUCGUCUCUCUCUCCCUGGUGGUCGCCCUGGUUCCUUUCGGCCGGUCCUGCGUGGUGGUUCACUUGCCCCGCGGAUACAGCCCCUCGGAGUGAGUCUCUGGAGACACCCAAGAGCCUUGUCUCCGUCGAAGAGGGAACUUCCAGCGAACCUCGGACCGCGCCUGCACAGCACGCGCGGUGGGAACACCACCUCCCUGAGGCGGCGAGGCAGGCGCUCGCCAGAUUCGCGCAAAGAGAAGAGGCGAAGGAGGGAAGCCAAGUUGAGGCAGAGAAGGAAAGGACACGAAGACGAACGUGCAGCGACUCUGCAGAACGCGGCGUCUUGUACCAAGCCUUGCAGGAAGCGGCGUUCUCCAACAACCAGUUCCCCCCCUUUCUUGAGGUCUUGGUUUGCGUUACACUCCUUUUCCUCACCAUCCUCAUGUACAACGCGUUCUCGCGGUUCGUCGCUGCCUUCUCGGCAUGGCGAUCGCAAGUCUUUUUCCUCCUGCCGCCUGCCCUAGAGUCCAGCAGCAGUCUUCCCGCCCACGAAGGCGCGCCUGCUUCCCCUGUUCUCGCGUCUUCUGUCUUGUCCUCUCAGCUGACUCGGGGAUCUUCGGGGAAAGGAACGGGAGGACCUCACCCCUCCCCGUGUGCGCUGGACCCUAAACAGAAAAGCUGCGUCGCGUCCUCGCCUGCUCGAUCGCCUGUCUCCCUUCUCCUCAGCUUCCUUGUCGACUUUUGUCUCCUCGUCCUCCCCACACUGACGGGCUUCUGCCUCCCCAACGCCCUCUUCCCUGUCUCCUUCGCUGUGGUGACCCUGACGGCUGCGUUGGUGCUCUCCUCCUGGAUCCUCCGGGGCGCUCAACUCUCGAAGACUCCACAGCGCGGCGACGCACCGCCGUUCGAAACAGACAACCUCGGGCACGUGGUAGCUUUAGGCGAAUAUCGCGGCAUCCUGAUGAUCGCCACAUGCAUCGCGAUUUCCGGCGUCGACUUCUUCGUCUUUCCGCGGAGCCUCGCCAAAACGUCCACUAGCGGCGUCUCGCUGAUGGAUCUCGGCAUCGGCUGCUUCAUCUUUGGUGCGGGCCUCGUGUCGCCCCAAGCGCGAGCAAAGGCCAACAUCAAGAGUCCCGCUUCGUCGCGGGCAGUCUCCGCGCCAGAGCCAGCAAGGGCGUCAGACGGAGAACCAGGAAGAGGAGAGACACCCGAGGGCGAGGCCGAGUCCAGGGACGCGUUGCAUAGACUUAAAUUCAAAAAAUAUGACGGUCAAGCACGAGCGGUGAAGACGGCGUUGCGUGUGGUCGGAAGAAGUGGCGUUUUGGGAAUCGUGAGCGUCAUCCGUCUCGUGGCGGUCUCUCUCGUCAACUACUACACCCCGGUCACGGAGUACGGCAAGCACUGGAAUUUUUACAUGUCUCUGAUGAUUCUCUUUCUCGCGGCGGAGCUCUUGUUGCCGGAGGCAUCUUUCAGCGCUCUCCUCUACGUUCCUGUAGGCGUUGCGGUCGCUGCUGCGUACCAGCUUCUGCUGUGGGUAACCGACGCAGAGACAUGGGUUCUCACCGCGCGCAGAGACAAUUUUUUCACUGCAAAUCGCGAGGGCAUUCUUGGCUGCGCAGGCUUUUUCUCCCUUUACAUGAUUGGCGCGGGCGUCGGAUCACUCAUUUUCCGCGUGGCUUCUGCCUCGAGGCGGGAAGAGAAUGGACCCAUACGAGAGAGAGAAGAGGCAACGAAAAAGUCCCGCUUGGUCUCGUCCCCGCCGUCUCGCUUCACGCUCAUCGCCGUCCUACUGGGCGCUGCGGUUUGUUUCUACCUCUACGCCCUUGUUUUCGCGUUUUAUCUUGAUCUCCUUCCUAUGCGCCGCCUGAUCAAUUUGCCUUGGGUUCUCCUCGUCGCCGCUCUAAAUGUGUACGGCAUUGCUGGACUCCUCUUGUCAGAUGUUCUCCUCGGCCGGGGGCCAUCCGGAGCCUCGUACCUUCUGGUGGGGCUUUCGCAGAAUCAAAUUUUCAUUUUUUUGAUCGCCAACGUGCUCUGCGGCGUGAUCGGACUGAGUGUCGAUACGCUUCUCGUUUCACCUGCGGUGGCCUUUGGUCUGCUUUUUCUUUAUGGUUGGAGCUGGGCAUUUGUCGCCUUUCUCUUUGGCUACUCAAAGAAACGGAUUCCUUUGAGUUUGUAG
Molecule: messenger RNA, 2508 nt
Organism: Neospora caninum
Lineage: Eukaryota; Apicomplexa; Conoidasida; Eucoccidiorida; Sarcocystidae
Exons: 16
Coding region: 1-2508 (835 amino acids)
Biological process (GO): protein localization to plasma membrane; GPI anchor biosynthetic process
Cellular component (GO): endoplasmic reticulum; membrane
Molecular function (GO): glucosaminyl-phosphatidylinositol O-acyltransferase activity
Source: RefSeq, a predicted model, not a curated record